GUUCAUCGAUCAGUGUGGUGUGUCGCGUUGUUGCUCCGGUGGAUUUUUUGGUGGUUUGUUCCUGGCUGGGACGGUACGCGUAUUUUUUUCGUUUGGUUUUCUAGAGGCAACGCGGUGAUUACCCGAGGGGCUCUUGAACGGGCCCAGGAAUAAACAUAGGAAAGAUGCAACCGAGGAUAUACUGGAUUCUGAUCAGCACGGCCGUCAUUCUCGCGGGAUGCAACGCCGCUACCGAGAAGGAUCAAAAGGAGAAGGAGAUAACGGCGGAAGAUUCGACACACAUCUCAGAGGACGAUCUUUAUCUAGAAGAUCAGCAGGAUCCUUUGGAAGGUUCUGGACGAAGUGGUAACGAAGAUCACGACGACCUUGAAUCAUCCGGAAGUGGCCUUGGUCCCGACGACGAAGACGGUGAUGACGGUUCUGACGGCGACAAUAGGAUAGAAUCGACACCCAACAAGCCACCAGAACCUAAAGCACCAUACUCUGUCGACGAGCCAAGUGUUAAAACUAAAGAACAGAACGUCGAGACUGGAAACCAACCCGACGACGAGGGCGGUAUAGACGAGUCCGAUGACGGGGACGACCACUUGAAGCACGACGACAUUCACGGCGUUUACAUGAACCCGAAACACGAGGACCGUGCUAGCUCCUUCUUUGCUCAGCCAGGUGUAUUAGCAGCCGUGAUCGGUGGCGCAGUAGUUGGCCUGCUCUGUGCGAUCCUGGUGGUGAUGUUCAUCGUGUACAGAAUGCGCAAGAAGGACGAGGGCUCGUACGCCCUCGACGAGCCAAGAAGAUCCCCAGCAGCGCAGGCGUUCCCUAAGCCGGGCGCGCCGCAUCACAAUCGAGAGUUCUACGCUUGAGGCGACAAAGCUUAUCAGGCUUUGAUACCGCCCAGUUUUGUCCCACGAUACUACGCCGAGAAAGACGAUGUCCUUCGACCGAAUUAAGCGCCGACGCCGACGAUACGACACAUCCAGAACCUCCCACGAGGAGUCUCGUGAAACUCCUCGUGCACUGACCGCAGGGAGACUUCUUUCAUAUGGGGCAACGUCGUCCUUUGUUUUCUCUUUGAUCCUUCGAUCACACGUGUUCCCUGCCUUCGAUUCUCGUUUAAUAACCGAGCUGUUUUAAUGACAUUUUAUCGCUUUCCGAAAGUGGGGCGUUUCUUAAAUCCACAGUAUUUUCCUACUCAGGCUACUCAUCAAGAGUAGGAUAGCGGGUUAAGUAUCGCCCCAUCUCUAAGAGUACAACGUUAAUCUUUCUUUCAUUUGUAAAGCAACAUAAGUUUCAUUUUGUUUAGUCUGUUCUGUAGAUUUUUUCGGUGUUCUGCCUAUGGGUAUCGUGUGCUUGUUCGAGCAAUAGAGAAAAGAACGAUGGCUGAUGAACCGCCCCUAUUGAAUACUCGUCGGCAAGAUCGGGCCAAUUCCAGAUGCAUUUACAGCGUGUGUAUUUAAAGCGUGUAUGUAUUCGUGCGUACGUAUACGCCUCUCCCCCCCUGUACAGAACUGAGAGCGCGAAAAUUCGUGGGCGAUAAACGCUGCUGGUAUAUCGUUAAUCAUUCUGCCUCGGUGGAAGGAGGGAAAGGAAGAAGGAUCGUUGCGCCACCGUGAUUUCUCUUCGACGCCAAUCCUGUGAACCGCGACCUCGUUUAUCAGCGUUUCCUCUUUGUACCCGCUUUUUUUCCUGUCUUCGUUUCCUUUUUUCUACCUAUUUAACGAUCGGUUCCAUGACUUUUAGAGGCGUUUUUAACACUUUGACCAUAGGGCACUUAACCCCCUGGCUUUUUCUCUCUUUUCUCCAGCUUGAAUUUCGUAGAAUCUCACCAUGUUUUUGCUCUUAUUUCUUGUAAUUGUAUUUUGUAAUAUUCUUCGUUCUUAGGAUGGUUGUAAUUUAUUCUGAUCGCUAAUUUGAGGAAACUAACGGUAGUAUCUUAAGGAAACUCUACAGUUAGAGAAUAUAGAAUUUGUCUUAGACAGCAAUGACUCUAUAUGGGAUGAACACUGAUUAGGUAAAAUUGUAAUUUAAGGUUCUUAAUUUUUUAAAAAUCAUUGAUAUACCUAAAAUACGAUGUAGAGUAAUUAAAUCAUUGAUUAAAUGUUGUACGAUAAGCGAUCGUAACGUUUGCAUUUCUGGUAAAGGCAAACAGUAUCGAGACUGCUACCAGUUCGCUGAAAAGUGUUGUGAAAAACAAAAUCUGAAACAUACUACGUCGAUAAUUAGUUUUAAAUGAUUCGAAUUCACGUAUUCGGGUCCUUAUAUUUUAAAUCGUAUUAAUUGUAGCGUAAUCAUCAUCUCUGAUGUUACAUAUCUAUAUUUAAUCAAGUUAAGCCGACUCGCAGUUCAACGUUUGAGAUGUUUUCUCCUUCGUUCUUUUUUUUUCUUCUAUUUAUGAAAAAUGAUUUAUUUGUAGAUAUUGGAAGUAUAAAGCUUAUACUUCCACGAUUGGAAUAUUAAUUCUAAUUUAUUUAUAAAUUAUACUUAACUGAAACUUCUAAAAACCACGAAGAAGAUUACAUGUUCAAACAUAAUCAUUCUAGUUGUAACUUCAAUUGAAAAAUUUACGUUUCAUGUAAGUUAGACACAUUUGCAUGUUUCAGUCGGUAGGUUGUCACGGUAAAGGGUUAAACCGAAGCCUCGAAGCGGAAAUAUCCUGAUCGAACGCGGUUGUAUCGAUUGCCAUGCACUUAGCGAAUUAAAAAAACUCUCAACGUGCCAUUUUAAGCACAGUAAGCGACCAACAACGUUACUUUUUUUUUUCUCUCUUUUUCACAACCGAUCGCUCGAUCCUCCGCCGAGGCUGAAGAAAUAGUUACGGUUUACCCGCGACAUCUACGAAGAAAAGAAAAAUACCACAAGAAAAACCGUGAAGCACAACGCAUUCUUAAUGUCAUUCCCUUCUUCCACCGGUAAAUUAAGAAACAUCUUAUUAUAUCUUAAGGAGAAAGGCUUCUUCUGCUGGUCGAAAGAGAUUCUAUUUGCCAUGAGACAAGAAAGACAUUUAAAUUUCCCGCGUGUACGCAGGAGGAACAUUUCUCUUUCCGAUUUCUGAAAGAAACACGUGCGUAUACAAGUUCAUAUACGUACAUGAUUAUUCGUCUCUGGCUGAGAGACACGCAUAUGCCAUACUAAAAAAAAAGAAAAAGGAGAAAAGCGAAA
Osmia bicornis bicornis is the source of this 3156-nucleotide messenger RNA. It is a transcript of the gene Sdc, whose product is annotated as syndecan. The transcript has 5 exons. Lineage: Eukaryota; Metazoa; Arthropoda; Insecta; Hymenoptera; Megachilidae. Gene Ontology annotation, biological process: cell migration. The coding region runs from base 165 to 860 and encodes 231 amino acids. The record is from RefSeq and is a predicted model, not a curated record. Gene Ontology annotation, cellular component: membrane; cell surface.